Rubroshorea leprosula is the source of this 1035-nucleotide messenger RNA. The record is from the annotation of a GenBank genome assembly. NCBI's taxonomy places the organism in Eukaryota, Viridiplantae, Streptophyta, Magnoliopsida, Malvales, Dipterocarpaceae.
CAUCAUAUGAUCCAUCUCAUUCAAGCAUAGACUUGAACACCUCUACGAAUCUAAAAAUUUUGUUGAUAGAACAAUGGCAUGUUGGUCUGCAGAGAAUGCCACCAAAGCCUACCUCAAAACAUUAAAAAUGGGGCAAAGAGGCAACGAACCAAAUGUAAAUGAAUUUGUUUCAGCACUAGCAGCUGGGAACAAUGCACAGCUAAUGGUCGUGGCAUGUGCCGAGGCCGCGAACGCCACCUCUACUAUCCUAGCACUGGUGGCUGCAGCUCACCAAACAAGAGGACGCGUGGUUUGUUUCCUUCCCGGAGAGGAACAGCUCCGCCUGUUAGAGAAAGUCCUGGGACACGAUGUCUACCGUGUCGAAUUUGUUAUAGGGGAAGCUCAGAAUCUACUAUUGACCCAUUACAGGGCGGCCGAUUUUGUGCUCAUUGAUUGCAAUUUGGAGAACCACCAGGGGAUUCUCAGAGCGGUGCAGGAAAGCUGUAGGAGGCGAUUUAAUGGUGCUGUUGUUGUGGGGUACAAUGCAUUUUCAGAAGGAUCAUGGCGGUCCGGUGGGUCUAAGACUCAGCUGCUACCGAUUGGAAACGGGCUGCUGGUGACGAGAAUUACUGGGAGUGGAAGUACCGGCACCGGGAAUGUAGGGAAGAAGAGUCAGUGGAUUGUUAGGGUAGAUAAAUGUACUGGGGAAGAGCAUGUGUUUAGAGUCAGAUUUCCAAAAGGGAAAGAAAUUCCGGCUUGAGUUUUCAAUCUAAUGUCUCUGGUUUUGGAAUUAGAACGUUGCAGAGUCUUGUUAAAUAGAACAUUUAUGUUACAAAGUCUUAAAUGUAAAUAAAGAGAUAUUACAUAUAAUAUAAGCUUAAAUUUAUGAAACAUUAGGAAACUAUCUAUCGUUUUUUGAGUAAAUACAGAUCUCUCACUUUGAAGGAAAGAGAUUACUAUCAAGCCAUGGGUCUUGGCAGGAUUGAUAGCGAUAUUGUUUCUGUUUGAGUUUCUUAAUUAUACAAUUAUUUUUCUUAGUAAAGUAUUAAAGUUUGU